CUUUUAUUGGGUUUGUGGGGUGUAAUAUCUGCUCCGCCGGUGGAAGUGGUCUCAGCUCUCAAAGUAGAAUAUGAGUUGAGCUGCUCAGCAACAUUAGUUAUGAUGAUCUGUUUGUUAUUCAACAACCCUUUGUAACUGUGGAUGUAUUUUGGGGCCUAAAAGGCCAAAACCCUCCCAAAGACUAAAACCGCGUGAUUCCAGCCUUUUAGCCAACCCACAAAGGUGCUGAGAAUGGAAAAUCGUUCUGCACCUUUCCUUUCAAGAAAAUGCCUCAAGAAACCAAUAAAGAAUAGAAAUCACUUUCCUUUCUCGCCCCCACAGCCCCCUCUAAUAGCCAGUUCUUGAUCUGAACCAUUGGAUUCCUAUUCCCCUCUCCAAAACCCCAUCUUUGACCAUUCUUUUAAUUAUAUGUCUCAUCCGUCAACGCUGGACACUGAAAGGAAUAGAACUGCAGAUGAGACAGAAGAGAUAGAGAAGGAGAAGAGUCGUGCUACUACUUUUCAAGAACAGCAAGAAACCACCAUCUCUGAGCUUCUGAUUCAUUCCCAUUCUGCAAAGGUAUAGUUUUGUCUCUAUACCAAGAAUCCCUAAUUUUGUCUCUUAUAUACAUAAACCAAAACACUUGCAGCCACGUUCGCCGCAUCUGGGUGGCGUAUAUACCCAUUCUUAUCUACGUAUACAGACACACGCACUUGCAUAUGAAUGUGAGGGAAGGAGUGGGGAUUUGAAGGUGGGGACGAAAAUGGUGCGGCAACAGUGGAGAGUGGUUUGGGUCAUAAUGUUUCUGUUGCUGGUUGACUCUACAUUCGAACAGUCGUUGAGUUCAAGAAAUGAGAAAUUGGCUUUGCUGCAGUUGAGAACAUCUCUAGGGCUGCGGGCUAAAGAGUGGCCUAUAAAGCUUGACCCUUGCUCGGGAUGGGUUGGUGUUCAUUGUUCGAGUGGUAGGGUAGUGGGGAUCAAUAUCAGCAGGUUUAAGCGCACACGAAUUGGAAGUCAAAACCCUCAAUUCUCAGUGGAUGCCCUACAGAAUUUAACUAGAUUGACAACUUUUAAUGCCUCUUUUUUCUUGCUUCCUGGCUCUGUCCCAGAAUGGUUUGGCCUUAGAAUGACUUCUCUUCAAGUUCUUGAUCUCACCUCCUGUUCAGUCACAGGUUCUUUGCCGGCCUCUCUGGGAAACUUGAGUAGUUUAACUGAGAUUCAUUUGUCACGGAAUGGACUUACCGGGAUGGUUCCUACUAGUUUGGUUCAACUACCCAACCUUUCUGUUCUUGAUUUAUCACAGAAUGCACUUAAUGGGGUCAUUCCCCCUGCCAUUGGAAGUUUGUCAAAGUUGAGAUUCUUGAAUCUUUCUGGAAACAGUUUGUCUUCUUCAAUACCGUCCGAUAUCAGCAAUCUUUCUAGUCUCACUGUCCUUGACCUCAGCUUCAAUACACUCUCUGGGAUUUUGCCUGCUAAUUUAUUUCUUCCUUUAACUAAGUUGAAGUCCUUGUCAAUGGAUCAUAAUAAUUUUACUGGUCCCUUUCCUGCUGCAUUGUGGUCAAUGCCCGCAUUGCAAUUCCUUGAUGCCUCUGCAAAUAGAUUCACGGGAAGUCUGCCUAACCUCACUUUGACUGCCACUGCUUCCACUGCAUUUUUUAACCUUUCACAGAAUGAGUUUUAUGGAUACCUCUCCACUGUGGUUCGCGGAUUUAGUUUUAUCGAUCUGUCGAGUAACUAUUUCGAAGGCAAAGUUCCUAGCUUUGUGCAUGGAAAUGUGUCUAUAAGCAGAAACUGCCUCCAAAAUGUGAAAAGUCAAAGGGGUGGAAGUGAAUGUGGUUCGUUUUACAAGGCAAGGGGACUGAUGUUUGAUUCUGGGCAGUCAAACACCACCCAACCUCUCCCUCCUCCUCCUCCUCCUCCUCCACCACCACGAUCCAAUAAGAGCCACAGAAAAACAAUUAUAUUGGCAUCUGUAUUAGGCGGCGUUGGAUUGUUGAUAGCCCUGAUUUUGAUUUUUUCCUCGGUGCUGUUAAUAUGCAAACGGAAGAGCACGGCUACUCAAAGAGGUACGGGGGUGGGACCCGUUCCUACAGGAUCAACUCCUCCCCCUCCUUCUGGAUUGUCAUUGAACCUUUCAAGUUUAGGAGAUGCAUUUACUUAUCAGCAGAUUCUUCAAGCCACCUCAGAUUUCAAAGUUGAAAACUUAAUGAAGAAUGGACAUUCCGGUGAUCUUUUCAGAGGUUUGUUAGAAGGUGGGGUCCCUGUGGUCAUAAAAAGAAUUGAUUUGGAGUCGGUGAAGAAGGAGGCGUACUUGGUGGAGCUGGGCUUCUUCAGCAAAGUCUCUCACGCAAGGAUAGUUCCUCUUUUGGGGCAUUGCUUGGAGAAUGAGAACCAGAAGUUUUUGGUUUACAAGUACAUGCCAAAUGGAGAUCUCUCAAGCUCUUUGUUUAAGAAAAAUGAUUCUGAUGAUGGCAGUUUACAGUCAUUAGAUUGGAUAACACGGCUGAAAAUUGCAAUUGGAGCUGCCGAGGCUCUAUCUUAUCUUCACCAUGAAUCUACUCCUCCCCUUGUGCACAGAGAUGUUCAAUCCAGUAGCAUACUGCUGGACGAUAAAUUUGAAGUGAGAUUAGGGAGCCUGAGUGAAGUUUGUGCACAAGAAGUAGAUACUCAUCAAAAUAGAAUUUCCAGAUUGCUACGAUUCCAACAAACAUCAGAUCAAGGCUCGUCAGGGUCACAUUCCGCCUCAUGCACCUAUGAUGUCUAUUGUUUUGGGAAGGUGUUGCUUGAACUAGUGACUGGCAGACUAGGUUUCAGCGGGUCCGAUGAUGGCAACACGAAGGAGUGGUUGGACCGGACAUUGCCAUAUAUCAGCAUAUACGACAAAGAGUUGGUAACGAAAAUUGUGGACCCCUCUCUGAUCAUAGACGAAGACCUAUUGGAGGAAGUGUGGGCCAUGGCCAUUGUUGCCAGGUCAUGCCUCAAUCCCAAGCCUACAAGGCGGCCUUUGAUGAGAUACAUUCUUAAAGCUUUGGAAAACCCGUUGAAGGUGGUGAGGGAAGAGCACCACACAGCAGGGUCUGCCAGGCUCAAGGCCACCUCAUCAAGAGGUUCGUGGAACGGGGCCCUGUUUGGCAGCUGGCGGCAAAGCUCUUUGGAUGUGCACACAACAAAUAAGGCGGCAGAAGGGACGAGUAGUUUCAAACGUUCUAGAACUUCAGGCUCGCAAGGGAGCGGACCCAACGGUGGUGGGGAGGGAGGAGGGCAUUCGUCGUCGAGUAGGCGGUCGAAGGAGAUAUUCCCAGAACCAUUGGAUGAUGUGGCAAGACCAACUGAAUGAGUGAUCUUUGAUUUUGAUUCAUUGAUUGUUGUUUAUAAUAACACAGCAAGCUAGCUCCCCAUUCUUGGCAGCUUGGCUUCCAUUGGCUACUGUUGGAUGUAUAUUCUACUCUUCAUUUUUUUGGAGCUAAAUUUCUAGGUUCUUUUUUAAUUUAGAAAUUGUGAAUGAGAUGAUUGGUUAGUUUAACACCAAAAAGAUUGGUUGGAUCUGGAAGAUUUUUUUUUUGUCCACGGGAAAGAGCAAGGGACAGCAAGAGAUUGGCUG
Cuscuta europaea is the source of this 3580-nucleotide messenger RNA. Lineage: Eukaryota; Viridiplantae; Streptophyta; Magnoliopsida; Solanales; Convolvulaceae. The record is from the annotation of a GenBank genome assembly.